Messenger RNA from Closterium sp. Yama58-4, 2853 nucleotides. The record is from the annotation of a GenBank genome assembly. NCBI's taxonomy places the organism in Eukaryota, Viridiplantae, Streptophyta, Zygnematophyceae, Desmidiales, Closteriaceae.
AUGGCGUCAGUCACGAAAUUGACGACGUCAGUGCUUUCGAGCACUGUCCUCCCGGCGCUGCCCAAGACAUGCAAUGCUCGCGCUGCUCUUCCAGCGGCUGGAUUUCCGCAGGGUCAGCUCCGCCUUCACCAUAACCGCCUUAGAGCCUCCUUCCAGAAGAGCCUUCAUCUUCCCGUCUCCAGCAGGUCGUUCCCCUGUGUGAGGGCUGUGAGCGUGGAGGGAGAGACCGUAGUGGAGGAGACGGUUGAGACUGUUCCCGAGAGCACCGAUGCCGCCGCCGAGCAAGCUCCCGCUGCUGCUGCCGAGGAGAAGAAGGAGGAGAGGAAGGCGCGGCCUGGGGCUACCAGGAGGAGAAAGGUUACAGUCAACGUUGAGGAUCUGCAGCCCGGCCAAGAGCUCACCGGCAAAGUUCGCUCGGUGAAGCCGUACGGAGCCUUCGUCGACAUUGGCGCGUUCACUGACGGUCUCGUCCACAUCUCCCAGCUCGCGACGGGUUUCGUGAACAAGGUGGAGGAUGUGGUAACCGUCGGGCAGGAGGUUACAGUCCGAGUGAUCGAGGCCAGCAAGGAGUCUGGCCGCAUCGCGCUGACCAUGCGCGACCCGGAGGCGGAGCGCGUGGCGGCGGAGGAGACGGCGGCGGUGGAUGCGGAGCGAAAGGCGUCGGCGCAGCAGCGCCGCCAGGCCGCGGGCGGGGCGGAGGGGGACGCUCCCGAGCGCAAGGUGGCGGGCAGAGGCCGCAGGCAGCAGCGGGAGGAUCAGAAGCCGACGCAUAACUACAAGAAGGGGCAGAAGGUGAAGGGCGUGGUGAAGAACCUGACGUCGUACGGAUGCUUCGUGGAGCUCGAGGGCAAGGUGGAGGGGCUCCUCCACGCCUCCGAGAUCGCCCCUGGUGGCGACAUGGUGCCAGUGGAGUCGCUGGUGUCGGUGGGACAGGAGCUUGAGGUCACAAUCGCCAAGGUUGAGAAGAACCGCAUCAGCCUCACAAUGAAGGAAGAGGUCGAUGUGACGCUCUUCAACGAGACCAGCCCGCAGGACGAGGAGCUGCGCGCGCUCAACCCCUUUGAGGCGGCCUUCCGCCGCGCCAACCUCGUCACUGACGCCCCCCGCCGCGCCUCGGCUGCUGCUGAAGCCGAGGAGGAGAUUCUGCUGCUGGAGAAGAAGGACAAGUCAGGGGAGGAGGCGGAGACGGUAGAGACAGUGGCGGAGGCAGUAGAGGAGGCUGAUGAGAAGGCCGCAGAGGCAGUGGCGGCUGCUGUGGAGGAGGAGGCAGCGAAGGAGGAGGAGAAGGUGGAGGAGGAGGCGGCUGCGGUUCCUGUUGAGGCUGUUGCUGCUGCGGAGCCUGCUGCAACUGAGGCUGUUGCGGAAGCGGCGGAGGGUGUGGUGGUUGCGGAUAUCCCGGCUGUGGAAGAGAAGAAGGAGGCGGAGGCUGCUCCUGCUCCUGCUCCUGCCGCCACCCCCGCAGCAGGUGGCAUUUCAGCAGCAGUGGUGAAGCAGCUGAGGGAGGAGACGGGGGCCGGCAUGAUGGCAUGCAAGAAGGCCCUCGCCGACGCCAACGGGGACCUCGAGACCGCCCGCGAGAUCCUCCGCAAGAAGGGCCUCGCUUCCGCUGACAAGAAGGCCUCCCGCAUCGCGUCCGAAGGGCUCGUCAGCAGCUACGUUCACUCGGACCGCAUCGGAGUUCUCAUCGAGGUGAAUUGCGAGACGGAUUUCGUCGCCCGAGGGAGUGCUUUCCAGGAGCUGGUAGAAGAUCUGGGCAUGCAGGUGGCGGCGUGUCCGCAGGUGGAGGUGGUAUCUGUGGAGGAUGUUCCUGCAGAGCAGGUGGCGAAGGAGAGGGAGGUGGAGCUGGGGAAGGAAGAUCUGGCGAGCAAGCCCGAGGCCGUGCGCGGGAAGAUUGUGGACGGGCGGAUGGCGAAGAGGUUGAAUGAGCUCGCGCUGCUGGAGCAGCCGUAUAUUAAGAAUGAUAAGGUGCUGGUUAAGGAUGUGGUGAAGCAGGCGAUUGCUUCUCUCGGGGAGAACAUUCGCAUCCGCCGCUUCGUGCGGUUCAACCUCGGGGAAGGGAUUGAGAAGAAAUCGGCUGAUUUCGCAGCGGAGGUUGCCGCGGCCAGCCAGGUGCAGGCUCCUGCUGCUCCCGCUGCCCCCGCCCCUGCCGCCGCUCCUGCCGCCGAAGCUGCGCCCGAGCCUGCGGCCGACAAGCCCAAGGUCGCCGUGUCUAUGGCUGCGGUGAAGCAGCUUCGGGACGCCACCGGCGCCGGCAUGAUGGACUGCAAAAAGGCCCUCGAGUCCACCGGGGGAGACGUGGACUCAGCCCGGGAGCUCCUCCGCAAGAAGGGGCUGGCUAGCGCAGACAAGAAGGCGUCGCGCAUCGCAGCGGAGGGCAUCGUGGGAAGCUACAUUCACGACGGGCGCAUCGGCGCGCUGAUCGAGAUCAACUGCGAGACGGACUUUGUCGCGCGGGGGGAGAAGUUCCGGGAGUUAGUCGACGACCUAGCGAUGCAGGUCGUGGCGUGCCCGGGAGUCCAGGUGGUGAGUGAGGAGGAUGUGGAUCCUGCCUGGCUGGCAAAGGAGAGGGAGAUUGAGAUGGGCAAGGAGGAUCUGGCGAGCAAGCCCGAGGCCGUGCGCGGGAAGAUUGUGGACGGGCGGCUGGCGAAGCGUGUCUCGGAGCUGGCUCUGCUGGAGCAGCCGUUUAUUAAGAAUGAUAAGGUGACGGUGAAGGAGGUGGUUAAGGAGGUGGUGGCGGCUCUCGGGGAGAAUAUCCGCGUGAGACGGUUUGAGAGGUUUACGCUCGGGGAGGGGAUUGAGAAGAAGGUUUCGGAUUUCGCUGCGGAGGUGGCGGCUGCUGCGGGGCAAGCGUAA